Messenger RNA from Nematolebias whitei (Rio pearlfish), 1560 nucleotides. It is a transcript of the gene flvcr2b, whose product is annotated as FLVCR heme transporter 2b. Gene Ontology annotation, biological process: transmembrane transport; heme export. NCBI's taxonomy places the organism in Eukaryota, Metazoa, Chordata, Actinopteri, Cyprinodontiformes, Rivulidae. Gene Ontology annotation, cellular component: membrane. The transcript has 10 exons. Gene Ontology annotation, molecular function: heme binding; heme transmembrane transporter activity. The record is from RefSeq and is a predicted model, not a curated record. Bases 1 to 1488 code for a protein of 495 amino acids.
AUGAACGAGAAACCAACGCCGGGAGACUACGCGGAGCAGCGUGAGGAGGUCUUGGAGAACCACCAUAUCGGGCUGGAGGCGGAGGACAGCGAGACGCUCCCCGGCGAUCAGCCUGUGGAGGCCGGCCUCGAAGCUCCGCCCACCCGCCUGUACAGACGGCGCUGGCUGAUCGUGCUCCUCUUCAGCUCCUACUCGCUGUGCAACUCCUACCAAUGGAUCCAGUACGGCAUCAUCGGCAACAUUUUCAUGGGUUUCUACAAGGUGGACGCCUUCACUAUAGACUGGAUGUCCAUGAUCUACAUGCUGACGUACAUCCCGUUCAUCUUCCCGGUGACCUGGCUGCUGGACAGAAAGGGGCUCCGGGUCGUGGCUCUCGUGGCCACCGCGCUCAACUGCGCGGGGACGUGGGUCAAAGUGGCCAGCGUCCGGCCCGACCUGUUCCCGGUCACCUUCCUGGGCCAGUUCUGCUGCUCGUUCGCGCAGGUCUUCAUCCUGGGCAUGCCGUCCAGGAUCGCCUCGGUCUGGUUCGGUUCGGAGGAGGUGUCCACCGCCUGCUCCAUCGGAGUCUUCGGGAAUCAGCUGGGUGUUGCCAUCGGGUUCCUCUUACCUCCCAUUCUGGUGCCUAAUGUGGCCGACAUGGAUGAGCUGGCUCACCACAUCAGCACCAUGUUCUACAUUACAGCAGGAGUGGCGACAUUCCUCUUCAUCCUCGUUGUCUUCGUUUUCCAGGAUCGUCCCAAACUUCCCCCGACUCAGGCCCAGGCCACCGCUCGCAGCAUCCCCCCCGAGCAGUACUCGUACACCACCUCCAUCCUUAGGCUGCUGCGCAACAAACCCUUCAUCCUCCUCCUCAUCACUUAUGGUCUGAACGUGGGUUGUUUCUACGCUGUUGGAACCCUCCUGAACCGCAUGAUUCUGAAGCAUUUCCCUGGAGAAGAGGUGAAUGCUGGAAGGAUUGGGCUCACCAUUGUCAUUGCAGGCAUGGUCGGCUCACUCAUCUGCGGCAUCUGGCUCGAUAGAACCAAAACAUACAAGCAGACUACAUUCGCAGUGUACUUCAUGUCUCUGGUGGGGAUGAUUGUAUUCGCUGCCACGCUCAGCCUUGAACGCCUCUGGGUGGUCUUUAUCACCUCUGGAACUCUUGGGUUCUUCAUGACGGGCUACCUGCCGCUGGGCUUUGAAUUUGCAGUUGAGCUGACGUACCCAGAGUCGGAAGGAACUUCCUCAGGACUGCUGAACUGUUCAGCACAGGUGUUUGGCAUCAUAUUCACCAUCUGCCAAGGGAAAAUCAUUGACAGGUUUGACAGCACGUUGGCAGGAAACAUCUUCCUCUGUGUCUUUCUGCUAAUAGGAGCAAUAAUGACAGGUUUCAUAAAGUCCGAUCUACGGAGGCAAAACGCAAACCAGCAGGUCAAAGCAGCUGGUCCUAACGACAGCAGCUCUGAAAGCCUGGAUGCACCUUCCACCGUCAAAGAAGUUCGGUUUUAGACCUGCAAGAAUGUUUUUCCUCGUACCUGAAGUUCUGACAAUCGUGAAGCCUUAAGAUCAUUUUCCCCUUUU